Messenger RNA from Lodderomyces jiufengensis, 2355 nucleotides. It is a transcript of the gene GCS1, whose product is annotated as glutamate--cysteine ligase. Gene Ontology annotation, biological process: glutathione biosynthetic process. Gene Ontology annotation, molecular function: glutamate-cysteine ligase activity. The record is from RefSeq and is a predicted model, not a curated record. The coding region runs from base 1 to 2355 and encodes 784 amino acids. The transcript has a single exon. Lineage: Eukaryota; Fungi; Ascomycota; Pichiomycetes; Serinales; Debaryomycetaceae.
AUGGGUUUGCUAUCAUUAGGUACGCCUUUAGAUUGGCAUGAAUCAAAAAAAUAUAAUGAACAUGUUAGAGAUAAUGGUACAAUACAAUUAAUAAAUAUUUUUAAACAACAUUUUAAUAGACAAAAUGAUAAAUUUUUAUGGGGAGAUGAAGUUGAAUAUAUGUUAAUUGAUUUAGAUGAACAACAUAAAACAGCAAAAUUAUCAAUUGAUAAAGAUUAUAUAUUAAAUGAUUUAAAUGAUGAAAAUAAAUCAUUAAAUAAAUCUAUAAAUAAUAAUGUAUCAUUUCAUCCAGAAUAUGGUAGAUUUAUGAUUGAAGGUACUCCUUUAAAACCUUAUAAUGGUGAAUGUCUUAAUGAUUAUAUAUACGUUGAAAAAAAUAUGAUUAAAAGAAGAAAAAUAAGUGAAUCAGAAUUACCUCAAAAUAUAAAACCAUUAACAUUGACAAGUUAUCCAAGAAUGGGCUGUAAUAAUUUUACUUCACCUUCUGCAAAAGCUAUAGGACCAGCAUCACAAUCAUUAUUUUUACCUGAUGAAAUUAUAAAUAGACAUGCAAGAUUUCCAACAUUAACUGCAAAUAUAAGAAAAAGAAAAGGUCAUAAAAUUUCAAUUAAUUUACCAAUGUAUCCUGAUAAAAAUACUAAAUUAUUAGAUGAUUCAAUACCCAAUAAUCGUCAAUUAUUUAAAAGUGAUAAAGAACCUGAAUUAGGUGCUUCAAAACCUGGGUUUGUUUAUAUGGAUUCAAUGGGAUUUGGAAUGGGAUCAAGUUGUUUACAAAUUACUAUGCAAUGUUCUAAUAUAGAUGAAGCUAGAUACUUGUAUGAUUCAUUGGUACCUAUAGCUCCAUUAAUGUUAAGUUUAUCUGGUGCAGCCCCAAUUUUUAAAGGUUACUUAGUAAAUCAAGAUGUUAGAUGGAAUGUUAUAUGUGGAGCAGUUGAUGAUCGUACAUUUAUAGAGAAAUUUGAAGAACCUUAUGAAAACUAUAACCUUUUUGGUGGAUUAGAUAUUGAUUCCAAAAAAAAUCUUCAAAUUAAUAAUCAUGGAGUUAACAAGAAUGGAGAUUUACAAGAUUUAUUUACAAAAGAUGGGAAACCAAUACAAAAAAUACCUAAAUCAAGAUACGAUUCAGUUGAUAAUUAUCUUAGUGAUUUCAAAUAUGAUACAAAUUAUUAUAAAGAUGAAUAUAAUGAUUUAAAUGCUCCUAGAAAUGAGAAAGUUUUCAAAAUUUUAACCACAGAAAAACUGAAAUUUUUUGAUAAAUAUUUAGCUAAUCAUUUUGCACAUUUGUUUAUAAGAGAUCCAUUAGUAAUAUUCAAUGAAAGAAUAAAUCAAGAUAAUCAACUCAGUAAUGAUCAUUUUGAAAAUAUACAAAGUACAAAUUGGCAAACUUUAAGGUUUAAACCACCAGCAUUAUAUGAAAUUCAAGAAAAUGGAUUGAUAGAUUUUACAAAUAGACCAGGUUGGAGAGUUGAAUUUAGACCAAUGGAAAUUCAAAUUACUGAUUUUGAAAAUGCUGCAUAUUCGAUUUUCAUUAGUUUAUUAUCUAAAGCAAUACUUAAAUUUAAACCAAAUUUUUAUAUACCAAUACUGAAAGUUGAAAAAAAUAUGAAAUUUGCUCAUAAUGUUGAUUCACCAUUGAAAAAUAAAUUCUGGUUCAAAUCUUUUGAAUUAUGGAAUUUAGAUUAUCAUGAAUUUAUUGGAUAUGAUUUUUCAUGGUUUGAUAGAUAUUUAAGUGAAGGUAAUGAUUGUUUAUAUGAUAAUAAUGUUUACUUAAAAGGUUAUAGAUCAUCUUCAUCAAGUUCAAGUUUAGCUGGCAUGUCAAAUGGGAACGUGAAUGGGAAUGGAAAUGGGAAUAGUAAACCUUUGAUGAAUGGAAGUAUUAGUAAUGGAGGGAUAAGAACUGGUAAAACAGUUGAAGAAAUUAAUGAUAUAGAUGAUAAUGGUUGUGAUCAAAGAUAUACAAUAAAUGAAUUAAUAAAUGGUAAUCAUAAAUUCCCAGGUUUUAUUAAUUUGAUUAUAAAAUUAAUAUCACAAGAAUUAAUACCUGAAAAUAGUCAACAUUGUCCAAAUACUGAAAUUGCAUCAAAUUUAAUAAGAAUUAAAUAUUACCUAAUGUUAAUUUCCAAAAGAGCUUCAGGAGAAAUUCCAACCACUGCACAUUGGAUAAGAGAACAAGUAUUACAUGAUCCUGACUAUAAACAAGAUUCAAAAGUUAAUGAAGUAAUCAAUUAUAAUUUGAUUAACAAGAUUAAUAAGAUUACUAAUUUAAGUAGCGUAAGUCUAGUUUUGGAAUUUUUCGGUGAUUGUAUUGGUAACUAUUUGAUACAUCAUAACCUUGAUGAUGGAGCUAAGUACUAA